Molecule: messenger RNA, 5490 nt
Organism: Anastrepha ludens (Mexican fruit fly)
Lineage: Eukaryota; Metazoa; Arthropoda; Insecta; Diptera; Tephritidae
Gene: fliI
Product: protein flightless-1
Exons: 7
Coding region: 111-3848 (1245 amino acids)
Biological process (GO): actin filament severing; barbed-end actin filament capping; actin polymerization or depolymerization
Cellular component (GO): cytoplasm; actin cytoskeleton; nucleus
Molecular function (GO): phosphatidylinositol-4,5-bisphosphate binding; actin filament binding
Source: RefSeq, a predicted model, not a curated record
CGAUAUUUACAGAAAUUGAUAUAAAUGUAUUUUGCGUUAUUGCUUUGUUGGGGUAGAAAUCUUCGUUUAUUAAAGUUUAUCUCAUUAGUCCUAUUAAAUAGUUUAAAAAAAUGGCGACUGGUGUAUUGCCUUUUGUUCGAGGUGUUGAUUUUACAAAAAAUGACUUCAGUAAAGAUAAAUUUCCGGCUGCUAUUAAGCAAAUGAACCGAGUUCAAUGGCUAACCUUGGAUAACACUUCUCUUUGUGAAAUUCCUGAAGAAUUGGGGAAUUUGUUUAAACUUGAGUAUCUUUCCCUAAAACACAAUGAUUUGGAAAAACUGUAUGGAGAAUUGACGGAGCUUUCAUGUUUACGCUCUUUAAACUUGCGUUGCAAUCAAAUAAAAAAUAGUGGCAUUCCACCAGAACUGUUUCGAUUAGAAGAACUAACAACAUUGGAUUUGUCACAUAACAAACUUAAAGAAGUACCGGAGGGUUUGGAGCGCGCCAAAAGUCUUCUUGUAUUAAAUCUUAGUAAUAAUCAAAUUGAAUCUAUUCCAGCAGCCCUAUUUAUACAUUUGACUGACUUACUUUUCGUUGAUCUCUCGAAUAACCGAUUGGAAACAUUGCCUCCACAAACACGUCGACUGGCGAAUCUACAAUCUUUAAACUUGGCUGACAAUCCUUUAGAAUUAUUCCAACUCCGCCAAUUGCCAUCCUUGCAAAAUCUUGAAAGCCUUAACAUGCGCAAUACUCAACGUACUCUUCUAAAUUUCCCCACAUCACUGGACAGCUUAUCAAAUCUAGCGGAAUUGGAUAUAUCGAAAAAUAUGUUGCCGAAAAUACCCGAUUGUGUAUAUAAUUUGCCCAACUUAAAACGUAUCAACCUUAGUGACAAUGCCAUUACCGAAUUAAGUUCGAACAUUGAAUAUUGGCAAAAAAUUGAAGUACUAAAUUUAUCUCGCAAUCUACUGACAACAUUACCUGCAGCUAUAUGUAAACUAAUACAUCUGCGUUGCCUUUAUUUAAACGAUAAUCGUUUAGACUUCGAUGGAAUUCCUUCAGGCAUUGGAAAAUUAUGUUCUCUGGAGACAUUUUCAGCAUCAAACAACGUUUUAGAGAUGAUACCAGAAGGUUUAUGCCGUUGUGGAGCUUUGAAAAAGCUCAAUUUGAGCUCAAACAGACUCAUAACUUUACCAGAGGCCAUUCAUUUGCUUGAAGGUUUAGAUCAACUUGAUUUGCGAAACAAUCCCGAUCUGAUUAUGCCACCCAAACCAUCUGAAGCAAUAAAAGGAGCUGGCGUUGAAUUCUACAAUAUAGAUUUUUCCCUACAAACCCAAUUACUUCUUGCUGGUGCUGCUGUACCUCCAGUAGUGCCAGUGACCUCUAAUAUUAAGGAUUCUACUGCACGUAAAAUACGCUUGCGCCGAGGGCCACGAGCCGAUUCUGAUCAAGAUUCAGCUAAAAUACUGAAAGGUAUGAAGGAUGUGGCGAAAGAUAAGGAAGAGUCUCUCGGCCCACUCGAUGAUUUGCAACACGAAUCGCUUAAACCAAAACGUUGGGAUGAAUCAUUAGAAAAACCUCAACUAGAUUAUUCAAAGUUUUUUGAAAAAGAAGACGGACAACUUCCGGGACUUACUAUUUGGGAAAUUGAAAAUUUUUUGCCUAACAAAAUCGAGGAAGUGGCACAUGGAAAGUUUUAUGAAGGCGAUUGUUAUAUCGUGCUCAAAACAUUUGUUGAUGACUUGGGCCUACUUGCAUGGCAAAUCUAUUUUUGGAUCGGUAAUGAGGCUACUUUAGACAAACGCGCUUGUGCUGCAAUACAUGCCGUUAAUUUGCGCAAUUACUUAGGAGCACGUUGUCGUACAAUACGUGAAGAGCAAAACGAUGAAUCUGAAGAAUUUUUGGCACUCUUUGAUACGGAAGUUACGUACAUUGAAGGUGGACGCACUGCUACAGGUUUCUACACGGUCGAAGACAUGUUGUAUACCAUGCGUUUAUAUCGUGUGCAUGCCGCUGGUUCAUCAGUCCACUUGGAGCCCGUCGCUGUACAUUUCGACUCCCUAGAUCCUCGAUAUACAUUUAUGUUAGACUGUGGAAUCAAAUUGUAUAUCUGGCUUGGGUGCGCAUCAAAGAACACAUUGAACUCCAAAACACGCCUAAUGGCCGAAAAAAUUAAUAAAACAGAAAGAAAAAAUAAAUGUGAUAUCAUAGUGGAAAUGCAAGGGGAGGAAAGCGAUGACUUUUGGAAUAAUUUGGGGGUUGACCCACAAGAAAUAUCCAAAAAGAAAAUUAUUCAGCAUGUGUUGGAUGGUUUUGAGCCUACCAUCUCUCGCCUUUAUCAGGUUCAACUUGGCAUGGGAUAUUUAGAGUUACCACAAGUGCAAUUGGCCAAUCAAAAAUUGGUGCACACUUUAUUAAAUAGCAAAAAUGUUUAUAUUUUGGACUGCUAUACAGAUCUGUUUGUAUGGUUUGGUAAGAAAUCCACCAGACUAGUUCGAGCAGCCGCGAUAAAAUUAUCGCGAGAACUCUUUGAAAUGAUAAGUCGUCCUGAUUUUGCCUUGGUAACUCGCUUGCAGGAAGGAACUGAGUCGCAAAUAUUUAAAUCUAAAUUUGUAGGCUGGGAUGAAGUAAUGGCCGUUGAUUUCACACGCACCGCUAACUCUGUUGCCAAAACGGGCGCAGACUUAACCAAAUGGGCUCGUAAGCAAGAGACUAGGGCCGAUCUAGCCGCACUUUUUAUGCCUCGUCAAAACCCAAUGCCGCUUAGUGAGGCUGAGCAACUGGAGGAGGACUGGAAUUACGAUCUUGAAGCGAUGGAAGCAUUUGUAUUAGAAGGCAAAAAAUUUGUUCGAUUACCGGAAGAAGAAUUGGGUAAUUUUUAUACGGGAGAGUGUUAUGUAUUCCUUUGUCGGUACUGUAUACCUGUUGAAGAAGAAGACGGUGAGAUAGAUGACAUAAAGCAAUCGGAUGACGAAAUUCAAUGUGUAGUAUACUUUUGGCAAGGACGUAAUGCCGGUAAUAUGGGAUGGUUGACUUUUACUUUUACUCUACAAAAAAAAUUCAAAGCAAUGUUUGGAGAAGAGCUAGAAGUAGUGCGGAUUCAUCAGCAGCAAGAAAAUUUGAAAUUCAUGGCCCAUUUUAAACGCAAGUUUAUAAUUCACACAGGAAAGCGCAAAGACAAGUCAAAUAAUAGUUCAUUAAAGCCGUCUGUAGAGUUCUUUCACUUGCGAUCUAAUGGUGGAGCGUUGUGUACACGUUUGAUUCAAAUUCAACCAGAUGCAGUAAAUUUAAAUUCAGCAUUCUGUUAUAUUUUAUAUGUUCCCUUUGACACGGAAGACGAAUCACAAUCGGGAAUUGUUUAUGUUUGGUUGGGUUCAAAGUCUACAGCAGAGGAGUCUAAGCUUGUCCAGGAAAUAGCUGAAAAAAUGUUCAACAACCCAUGGGUUAGUUUACAGAUUCUAAAUGAAGGGGAAGAGCCAGAAAAUUUCUUCUGGGUGGCUUUGGGUGGUCGCAAGGAUUACGAUACAAAUGCAGAUUUUAUGAAUUAUACCAGACUAUUCCGAUGCUCCAAUGAAAAAGGUUACUUCACUGUUGCAGAAAAAUGUUCUGAUUUUUGUCAGGACGAUUUGGCAGAUGACGACAUUAUGAUAUUGGACAAUGGUGAACAAGUUUUUUUGUGGCUUGGUUCUAGAUGCAGUGAAGUUGAAAUUAAACUGGCGUACAAGUCAGCACAGGUUUAUAUACAACAUUUGCGCAUUAAACAACCUGAAAGACCGCGAAAACUAUUUCUUACAUUGAAAAAUAAGGAGUCGAAACGUUUCACGAAAUGUUUUCAUGGUUGGAGUACUCAUAAAUCGCCCCCGGAGUAAUUAUUUGCGUUUAUAUAGUUAAUCUAAAACUAAAACUAUUUGUUAAACUAAAACCGAACUAAUUAAGAACGUACUUUUCAUUGAAAUCCAGUUUCAAGACUUUAAAGUUUCGACAAAUUAGCCAUCAUAGCACAAAAUCGGACCGAACUAACUUAAGUAUUUAUAAUACUCACGAAUAAUAGCAUGGACUUGUUGUGUAAACGGCGUAGUUCAAAAUUUUAAUUUACCUUAUUUUAUUUUAAAUUAAAACAUAUUCUAACGGAUUUAUUUAUAAAAAAACAUGGAAUAUUUUAAAUGCUUAAUACGGUGCACGAAAGCGUAUGAAAGGGCUUUUUAGGUUUAUUUAACAUCUCUUUUCCUCCGGGCCAAACCCAUCAUGUUUACGGAACUUACCGUUAGAUGAGAUUGACGAUGACGACCGAUGACUUCACCAUGCUUGGGCUUUGUAAACAGUCUCCACAACACGAAUUGUUUCACUUUAUACCUUUUAUAUAUUUUUAUGUUUUUAGAAUAAACUGAUAUUUACAAAAAAGAAAAUUGGUCAACAUUUUAUAGCGUACCGAUGAUUUUUACGAUUCUAAUUCCGUCAUAGCCACGGGCGUACAAAAACCUGCGAUAUGUAAAAAAGUUAUAAAGCAAAUCGAAAUUCGCUUAAAAAUCAAUACAUACUACCGCUUUCUAACAAAGUCGGUAAAAUUUUUUCGUAAAAUCCGGUUACCAAUCAAUGAGUUAAUAAAAUAACAUGAAUUUCUGAUACUGAAGCAUGUGAUUUCUGAAGCAUGUGACGAUGGUGCGAAAGAAUAUGUUAACAUCCUAAUGAGCACGGUGAAAAAAAGCAAAUCAGCUGGUUGUUGUUGUUGUAGCAGUAUUAAAGAAAUUUCAAAUCAGCUGGUCUACUCAAGAAUGACAGAAUGAAAGAUUGCGCCUUCCGAAUUCGCUUUGACGACGUCAUUGGCAUAACCAAAAAACUGCAUUUUGAGAUAUUUUUAUAAUUGACAAUUUAACACGCGGCUCUUUAUUUGUUUAGUUUAUUUAAUUUAAAAAUUACAAAUCUUAAAAUCAUAAUAUUACCAUUAAGUCAAUUACUGAACAUUUACAAACAAGUAAUUUCUCUUCCGUUUGUUUGUUUUGUAUUAUUAUAACUCAUGAUGUCAACCGGUUGUAAAAAUCGCUAAAAAAACGUAGCGGUUUUCGGAAGGUGCCACCUUUAGUUUCUGUACGCCGUUAAUAUCACCUUUAAUAGCUUCGCCUUGACACUGACUGUAUAAAGCUUUCGUUGCACAGUAAAAAAAAUAUUUAUUUGCUUUGCUCAUUGUGAAACAGUGCGAAUGGUAGAUAAAGAAAACGUGUCAAAAUCAUUUACGAAUGCACGAAUGACAACAAACGUUCGCAUGUUUAAGGGGUUAUAUACAGUUAGAAGGCCGAAAAAAAGCGAAUUUUCCAGAAUUUUUUCAAAGAAAACUUUUGGAUUUAUUGAUCUAAAAAUUUGUACACAUAUUAUGUUAUCUUUCAACUGUAUUUUAAGACUUAGUAUUAGUAAAAAUAUUUAUUUGGAAAGGAGCUACAGCUGAUCUCCGGGAGCUCCUCUCAAAAAAGACGUUUUCCGGAGACCACUAUAUAUCUGGACUGAAUCCUCUGAAAU